Messenger RNA from Sycon ciliatum, 684 nucleotides. RefSeq lists its product as uncharacterized. The coding region runs from base 1 to 684 and encodes 227 amino acids. Lineage: Eukaryota; Metazoa; Porifera; Calcarea; Leucosolenida; Sycettidae. The transcript has a single exon. The record is from RefSeq and is a predicted model, not a curated record. Gene Ontology annotation, molecular function: nucleic acid binding.
AUGACCCAACGCGAACUCGACUCACUAUUGGGAAAACUCUCCUUCGCAGCUCGGGUAAUUAUACCUGGUCGGACAUUCAUGCGCCGACUCUGGGAUAUUUGUCACCGCUACAGUCAGCCACACUAUAAGAUCAAACUCUCAGUUGAGGCCCUGGAAGACCUGAAGUGGUGGCAACGCCUCCUCUCGCAAUGGAACGGAAAGUCCUUCUUUCAUAUGCCAAAUUGGACCCCGUCUCCCGACAUCCAAUUGUUUACUGAUGCCAGCGGUUCGAUCGGCUGGGGCGCAUGUUAUGGCCAUCGCUGGAUCCAGGGACAGUGGUUGCCGGAACAAGCCGACUACUCCAUCGAGUGGAAGGAGAUGUUCGCCAUUGCCGCAGCUUGCUCCUCCUGGGGCCUUGAAUGGCGCAAGCUCCGCAUACUCGUGUACUGCGAUAACGAAGCCGUAGUGGCAUGCCUGUCCAAUGGUUGUAGCCGCUCCCCCCCAGUCAUGGAUCUGAUACGACGGCUGUUCUUCAUGUGCGCUAACUUUGGCUUCAUUCUGUCAGCAAAGCAUAUUCCAGGAUGCACUAACAAAGCCGCUGAUGCUCUGUCUCGUUUUAACAUGCAGGCGUUUCGCGAGGCGGUUCCGGGAGCUCGGGCGACAGCCGACCUGUUCCAGUCAUUCUUACUGCCGCGGACGAAUUAG